AUGUUGGCGCAAGCUGGAACCUACAUGUUGAAGGCGAAGAUGCAGGCUCUCAAGGAUCUGUAUGCUAGUCGACACUACACACAGUGCGCAAGUUAUGGGGAGCGUUUGUUGGGCGAUAUCAAUGAUAAGGUGUGUAAAAGCAGCACUGCGCUGCGUACCUUCCAUAUCCAUCCCAUCCACUCCGCAUAUCUGAACUUCUACAUCGCACUCUCUCACGACACACUGGCAAGAGAGGCGACACUCAAAAACCGCUACAAAGAACUGAACGCGGCCGAGAAGUACUACAACGAGACCAUCGUCGCUCUGACACCACCGUCACCAUCCUCCACUGCGCCAACUGUAGACGACGACCAGCCUCUAACACCAGACUCUGCGACCAUUCCAGACGAACAGACUUGGUUCCGGCGAUCAUCCAGAGUCAGGUCCUUCGACUCAACAAGCAGCUAUCGCAGCUCAACCUCAAGCACGGAUUCCUACGCCUUCGACCUUGAGGUAGACCCAGACCUUGCGCUGAGGAACUUUCGCUUUCCAUCGCCACCCGGAAAGAAUGUAGAAUGGGACUCGUGUGCCGACUCUAGACCUCUGUCCCGGCACAUGAAGAAUGACAGUAUCCUGUCACCUCUGUCAACAGAGCAUGUGCGGUCAAAACCGGGGGUCCAGCUGCCGAAUGGCACCCCCGCCUUUGUCUGUAUGGUAGAGGGCCAUCUUACUAGUGUGCGUACCCUAAAGGAGACCACUGGUGUACGUGGUGUGCGGUUCGCAUUCCCAACUCCUUCGCCAUCUCCCACCAAAACGCAGUUCAAAGAUCCAAGGAGCAGCUGGAUGCUGACAGACGAGGAGAGGGAAAAGCUGCAACAGAAGAGGAAGAAUAUGACAUGGCGCCCACGCUUCAAUCCUGAAAGCGUGCAGAAACUGUGUAGCGAUGCGCUGGCAGAGCUCUCAUAGCUGUCAGCAUGUCCUUUCGUGGAAACCUCCCUAGCUCUCAUGCAACGAUUCUACGCGAUUGAACCACGACUACACUCAUGUACUAUCACAACUUCUGUACGAAUUUCUUUGAUGUUUAUCUAGCAAGGUGUCCCAGGUGGACAAACUCUCAUAUACCCCGGUUCGGUGCUUGUCAGUUGGCUCUUUGUACAGCUAUGAUUUUUGUACAAAUACGCGUCAGUCAAGAAUGUCUAGUUGUAUCUAUAGAAGCAAGCUUGUUCUUUGCUUUCAAAUAUACCUCAUCAAUGCCGACGCAAACGCCUUUGACUAGCAUG
Alternaria rosae is the source of this 1259-nucleotide messenger RNA. RefSeq lists its product as uncharacterized. The transcript is spliced from 2 exons. The record is from RefSeq and is a predicted model, not a curated record. The coding region runs from base 1 to 945 and encodes 314 amino acids. Lineage: Eukaryota; Fungi; Ascomycota; Dothideomycetes; Pleosporales; Pleosporaceae.